AUGGACUGCCAGUAUGCUGAGGCUGUAGCGAACUCUCCCGGCUUAGUGAAACCGGCAACUAAGAGAAAGUGGACAACAAAAGAGGACCUUGUGCUCAUCAGUGGUUGGCUGAACACGAGCAAGGACCCUAUUGUCAGUAACGAGCAGAAGGUUACUUCCUUCUGGAAGAGAAUUGAGGCGUAUGUUAAUUGUAGCCCUCUGCUCACUGGCUGCGUUCCUAGAGAAUGGAGUCAGUGUAAGCAGAGGUGGGGAAGGGUCAACGAGCAGGUCUCCAAGUUUGUGGGAAGUUAUGAAGCGGCUCUGAAGCACCAAUCAAGUGGUGAAAAUGAGGAUGAUGUCAUGAAGGCUGCUCAUGAGAUCUUCUUCAAUGAUUAUCAAGCGAAGUUCACCAUGGAACACUGUUGGAGGGAACUGAGACAUGAUCAGAAGUGGAAGUCAGUUUAUAAGUCAAAAGAUGGCGGCAAGGAAAAAGGGAAGGAAGCUGAGGAAGUGAUACCUGAGGAGGAGGUUAGACCGCCUGGUGUCAAGGCUUCGAAAGCAGCCAAACGCAAGAGGCACGGCCAUGAAGCUGCUUUCGAUCAAAUUGAGAGUAUCUUGGCUGAGAGAAAGAAAAUUUCUCAGCAGAAACUCCUAGAUCGUCUCCUUGCCAAAACUGAUCUAUCUCCUAAUGAAAUCACCCUGAAAAACAAACUCAUUUCUGAACUCAUUGAUUGA
Brassica napus (rape) is the source of this 714-nucleotide messenger RNA. RefSeq names its product glutathione S-transferase T3-like. The record is from RefSeq and is a predicted model, not a curated record. NCBI's taxonomy places the organism in Eukaryota, Viridiplantae, Streptophyta, Magnoliopsida, Brassicales, Brassicaceae. The transcript has a single exon. The coding region runs from base 1 to 714 and encodes 237 amino acids.